AUGGCUGAAGAUCCACAAGAUGUAGCAGAUAGGGAGCGUAUUUUCAAGGGCUUUGAUGCUAACGGCGAUGGUCAAAUCUCUUCCUCAGAGCUCGGAGAAGCGCUGAAAGCACUUGGAUCGGUCACCGAAGAUGAAGUGAAAAGAAUGAUGGAGGAGAUUGAUACUGAUGGGGAUGGAUUUAUUUCGUACGAGGAGUUUAAAAAGUUUGCAAUAGCAAACCGUGGUCUAGUCAAAGAUGUUGCGAAGAUUUUUUAA
Lathyrus sativus (Indian pea) is the source of this 255-nucleotide messenger RNA. NCBI's taxonomy places the organism in Eukaryota, Viridiplantae, Streptophyta, Magnoliopsida, Fabales, Fabaceae. The record is from the annotation of a GenBank genome assembly.